Molecule: messenger RNA, 1819 nt
Organism: Syngnathus typhle (broad-nosed pipefish)
Lineage: Eukaryota; Metazoa; Chordata; Actinopteri; Syngnathiformes; Syngnathidae
Product: probable glutamate receptor
Exons: 10
Coding region: 134-1513 (459 amino acids)
Biological process (GO): modulation of chemical synaptic transmission; monoatomic ion transport; synaptic transmission, glutamatergic
Cellular component (GO): dendritic spine; plasma membrane; AMPA glutamate receptor complex
Molecular function (GO): transmitter-gated monoatomic ion channel activity involved in regulation of postsynaptic membrane potential; AMPA glutamate receptor activity
Source: RefSeq, a predicted model, not a curated record
UUUAAACUCGCCCACAACCUUCUGCUGCGCACAAGCACUUGCAACAUUUGUUGACAAUUUCUUUGAAUUUUUGUUGACGUCUUCUUGUUUUUAUAUCUGCACUUCAUAGUGUGAUUUUUAGGCUUUUGGAAGAAUGAAAGGCUACAUAGCUGUCAUCUUCAGUGUGGCAGCACUGAGUAGAUAUGCAUUCGCUGCAGGCACCAAGGAGUUAUCCAUCACCACCAUCAAGCAAGACCCGUACGCCAUGAGCAAAGGCUCUGGAGGAGAGCUGGAGGGCUACUGCAUCGACCUGAUCCACGAGCUCAGCCAUAUGCUUGGCUUUAGAUACAAAUUGCAUGUGGUGAAGGACAACCGCUACGGAGCCAUGGACUCCAGCGGCAACUGGAAUGGAAUGAUUGGUGAAAUCAUCAGAGGAGAAGCUGACCUGGCUGUGGCGCCACUGACCGUCACCUCCGUCAGAGAGCAAUAUGUGGACAUGACAACGCCCUUCAUGCAAACAGGCAUCAGUUUCAUUCUGCAAAAAGACGAGCACCCAUUCAGCCUUCUGGCACCCUUCUCCACUGAGACGUGGGUGGGCAUCCUCAUUGCCUUCAUGCUCACUGGGCUUUGCAUAUUCCUUGUGGGCAGAAUCAGUCCUACUGAAUGGGCCGAGCCCGACACAGACCAGCACCAAUUCACUUUGCUGCACAGCUACUGGUACAUCAUAGGAGCGCUCACAUUGCAAGGUGCUGGUCCUCAUCCUAAAGCUGUGUCUGGAAAACUAGUUAGUGCUAUCUGGUGGUUGUUUGCUAUACUGCUGCUCGCGUGCUAUUUGGCCAACUUCGACUCUGCGCUGCACUCGGACGACGAGCGUAACUCGAUCAAGACUUUUGAAGACCUCGCCAACCAGGACAAAAUCGACUUUGGCACAGUGGAAAAUGGAUCCACUAUGCGUUUCUUUAAGGAUUCAAAGAUCGCCGUGUAUCGCCGCAUCUACCAGCAGAUGGAGCGUAAGAAGAGCUAUGUGCCAAAUAUGGAGGAAGGCGUUCGUCGCGCUCGGGAGGGAAACUACGCCCUCAUUGGUGAAACUGUGUCCUUGGAUUUGGAUGUGGCUCGCCACUGUGAACUGACCCGUUCAGAAGAUGUCAUCUCCAUGAGAGCUUAUAGCAUCGCUGCACGUCAGGGCUCGCCAUUGAUAAAAAACCUCACCAUGGCCAUUCGUCAGCUGAGCGAAUCUGGCGAGCUGUCUUAUUUACGGGACAAGUGGUGGACUAGCAGUUGCAUGGAUGACGACGAGGCCCGCACCUCAGACACCCUCCGACCUUACGACCUGCGGUGUCUCUUUAUCCUUCUCGGUCUCGGUUUGGGUGUGGGCCUCCUUUUCGCCGUGCUCGAGCUCCUAUUCAAGGCUCGCGAGCGGGCCUUGGAACAGAAGAAAUCAUGCUGCUCAGUACUGACCUCUGAGCUUACGCGACGCUUUGGCGGUGAAGGAGAGGCGGCACAGCAAGACGCAACGGACAAAAGUAAAGCCUGAUUCAAACAAACUACAGACAGAGACAAACUGAUACUAUUUUCUUCCCUCCAGUACAUAGAAACAUUUUUUUUUCUGUGUUUCCAACGUAACACCUUUGUGUUUGGUGAUGUUUAAUUGCUGUCCAGAAAUCUGUGUGACAUUAUAAAACACAACAGUAAGUAAUUUGAUGCAAACAAGUUGUACUAACAUUUUAAUGGGGAAAAUGCUAAUCACUAUGUACUAAUAAUUCAUGAUGUCCCCAAUUAUAAUGAUGCCGAGUGUAUCUUGCUUCAUUCAUUCAAAUAAAUAGUCCACCAUUCAAAGUUC